This is a messenger RNA of Trichoderma atroviride IMI 206040, 584 nucleotides long. RefSeq lists its product as uncharacterized. Gene Ontology annotation, cellular component: pICln-Sm protein complex; U1 snRNP; catalytic step 2 spliceosome. Gene Ontology annotation, molecular function: RNA binding. NCBI's taxonomy places the organism in Eukaryota, Fungi, Ascomycota, Sordariomycetes, Hypocreales, Hypocreaceae. The record is from RefSeq and is a predicted model, not a curated record. Gene Ontology annotation, biological process: mRNA splicing, via spliceosome; spliceosomal snRNP assembly.
AUGAGCUUCGUUCCUGUCAACCCGCGGCCUAUGCUGCAAGACCUCGUCGACAAGACGGUGCUGGUCCGCCUGAAGUGGGGAGAGACGGAGUACAAGGGAAGAUUGGUGUCUAUUGACAGCUACAUGAACUUGCAGCUGUCCAAUACCGAGGAAUACCUAAACGACAAGCUGACCGGCGAGCUGGGCCAAGUCCUCAUUCGAUGCAAUAACGUCCUUUACAUCCGUGGAGCCGACCAGAAGGAGAGCGGUGGAGAUACUAGAAUGGAGGACUGAGGAGAGAAUAUUCAAGAGAACAGACUCUUCCGCCUUGAAACAUUUGGAAACACGGCAUUGAGGGCUGAUUUGCUGUUGGGUGGGGGCGGGAAAGCGUGCACACCAUCAGAAGGCAUUACUCGUGACAAUUUUCACGAUGGGAACGAAACAAGACGGGUUCACUUCGAUACCUGCAACCAAAAGAAUGAUAUACCAGAGCAUACGCAGACAAGAUAGGGGAAGCCACCAUUACUGAAGGCGCCGUCUCGAAAUAUUUAGCUAUUCAUCAAUCAGCAUCGAUCUUUUCUCGGACCGAUCUUUCAGCUUUAUUA